UUGUAGUAAUGAUACGCUGAUAACUACCUUUUUAUAAUAUAAAAAAGUUCUGGGAGGAGGGGGCCCACCUAGUGAAUAUAUUUCUGACUACGUGCUAGCAUCGUCUACUAGUCGUCCGUCUUGUCUCGUGUGGAUAUCUGACUGCGAUAUAUUAUUGCUUACACAUUGUCUUUCCACUCGUACUAUAACAUACAAAUAUGCCGAAAACUUCAAGUAAUUUAAAAAGUUUAUUUGCUCAAUGGAUUUCGUCGUACAAUAACCAACAAACGAUUUUCACGACAGAUGGUGCAACAAUUUUUUGUCAAGUUUGUGAGAGAAAUAUUCCUUGCACCAAAAAAUCAUAGGUAACACAACAUGUUCAUACGGCUGUCCACAAAAAUGGUUUAAAACGUAAAUUAAAUAUUUCAUCAAAACAAUUAUUUUUAUCAGAAGCUACUCCCAAUGAAAACAACAACAAUGAUUUUAACAAAGAUUUGUGUCUAGCCUUAGUAGCAACUAAUAUUCUUUGGUAUAAAAUGCUAGUUCCUCAAUUUCGAACAUUUUUAGAGAAAUACACUGGCAAACAUAUACCAGAUGAAAGUGCGUUAUGUAAAAAUUCUCGAGCCGUGCUACCAUAAUACUUUAAAGAAAAUUAAAAAUAAAAUUGGUGAAAAUAAUAUUAGGAUUUCUGUAGAUGAAACUAUAAAUAUAAAAGGUCGUUACGGUGCAAAUUUACUGGUGGGAAUAUUAAAAUCAAAUACUCCGACUCGCCCAUUUCUUCUGACAUGCAAAGUUUUGGAAAAAACUUAUCAUUCCACUGUUGUUCGGUUUAUCAAUGAUGAAUUAAAAAUUUUAUGGCCGUUGGGUGGAAAUGACGAAAAAGUGUUGUUAAUGUUAUUGUAUGCAGCUCCAUACAUGACAAAAACUGGUGAUACACUAAGUUUUCUACUCAAAUUUAAUUCACGUUACGUGUGUAGCUCACAUGAUGAACAGGAUUGCAGAGAAAGUGUACAAAGAAAUAUUGCCCAAUAUGCCAUUAUUAGCCCCAGAACCCGUAUUAAUAGGUGGGGAACUUGGUUGGAAGCCGCUGUAUUUAAUUGCAAUAAUUUUGAGGGUUUGAAAAAUGUUAUAGACAAAUUAAGUGAAGAAAAGUCACCAGUCAGUAUUGAAAAAUGCAAAAAUAUGUUACACCUACAGGUUAGUUAGUUAUUACUGUAAAAAAUGAUUUGAUUUUUAUUAAAACUAAUUUUCUUCAAAUUGUUACAACUAUCAAAAGUUUGGAAAAAUCAAAUACUCCCUUAGUUGAUGUCAGUGGUGUGAUUGUGGGGGCAAGGAGGGGCAAGUGCCUUAUCUGACCAUUUUUUGAGAUAUAAAGGUAUAAUUUUGCCCCCCCCCCCAGAUAAUCCAACAGUACAAAUAGCAACUUUUAUUAAUGAA
This is a messenger RNA of Sipha flava (yellow sugarcane aphid), 1416 nucleotides long. RefSeq lists its product as uncharacterized. The transcript has 2 exons. NCBI's taxonomy places the organism in Eukaryota, Metazoa, Arthropoda, Insecta, Hemiptera, Aphididae. The coding region runs from base 574 to 1185 and encodes 203 amino acids. The record is from RefSeq and is a predicted model, not a curated record.